Messenger RNA from Penicillium soppii, 984 nucleotides. RefSeq lists its product as uncharacterized. The transcript has 2 exons. Bases 1 to 984 code for a protein of 327 amino acids. Lineage: Eukaryota; Fungi; Ascomycota; Eurotiomycetes; Eurotiales; Aspergillaceae. The record is from RefSeq and is a predicted model, not a curated record.
AUGGCUGAGCCUAUGUUCCCGGUUAUUGACUACUCCCGGAUCGUUUCAAAUGAUGCUGCCAUCGCUUCUGACGAGAAAGAAAAGCUCUUCCACUCCUUCCAGGAUGUCGGUUUCAUAUAUCUCAAGGGCUACACUUUCCUCGACGUGUUCAUGAAAACCAUGUUCUCGCACAUCCAUAAGCUUUUCGACCUGUCAGUGGAACAGAAACUCCACAUUGAAGGUGGUGAGAAAUCAGCAUUCCGAGGGUGGUUCGCGCCGGUCCGCACACCUCGCUAUCCCGAGUCUGCAGACCAGAAAGAGGCCUUUGGACUUGGUAACGAUGCUGACCCCACGCGUCCCAACCGCUGGCCGAAGGAUUGGCCUAAAUUCCAUCAAGACUGCUCGCGCUUCUUAGAGGAGUGCUUCGAGAUGCAUCUGCAGAUUUUGCGCGCGCUGACAGAGAAGAUUGAACUGCCUCGCGAGACACUUAUUCCUUCAGUCCAGGCAAAGGAUUCAUACACAGCUCUGCUUUACUACCCAGAGACGACGGUGGAGAGUUUGGAGCAAAGGGUGCGGUCGGCCCCUCACACCGACUUCGGCACCCUGACACUGCUCUUUAAUGAUUUAAUCGGUGGGUUGGGGGUCCGUAACAAGCAGGGAAAAUGGGUCGCUGCACCUCCUAUCCAGGGCCAUGCAAUUGUGAAUGUGGCGGACCUUCUCUCUCGCUGGGAUGUCGCACCUGCUAUCGAGACUCGUCGGCUUACAGAUGGAUCGGUGACAGAUGUUGUGCCUGCUCGAUACGCAAUUGCGUGGUUUGGCCAUCCAAAUCGUGAUGCCGUCAUCAAACCACUUGAGCAGUGCAUCACAGUCGACUAUCCGCAGCAGUGUAAAUCUGUUGUCGCUGGCAAGCACGUGAAGGAGCGCAUGGCCAGACUUUUGGAUGACGGAAAGCUGCCGGAGAAAUGGUCGGAUGACAUGCACCGGAAAGGAAUACCAGCGGCUUGA